AUGAUUAGUUGUAAUAAUAACGAUAAUCAAUCUAAUAGAUUAAUUAAUUUAUCACAUCUUUUAUUAUCAAAGAUUGUUAGUUAUUUAGAUGAUAAUGUAGAUAGAAUAGUGUUCAGUUUAGUUUGUAAAAGAUUGUUCAAUGAAAGACAAAGAUAUCUAUCAUUUAAUACCAAUCAUAUCAAAAUCAUUAAUGAUAAUAAUAAUAAAUAUAUACCUUUAAAUUCAUAUAAAUCGAUAAUCAUUGAUCAAAUCAAUAGAAAAACUAAAUGUAAAGUUGUUGUUGGUGAUGAGAUUGAUAUAAAUUAUUAUGAUUAUAUGAUAUCAAAAGAUGAAUUAGUUGAUAUCGAUAGAUUGAGAACAUUAAAUAUUGAUAAAGUAGUUAUUGGUUUUGAGCACAAUGAUGAAAACAAAGGGAAUAUAAAGAAUCUUUAUCGAUUGGUAUCCGAUUUGAAUAUAUCAAAGUUAAAGAAGGUUCAAUCAUUUUCAGCAUUGCCAAUGAAUAUUACAUCGUUAUCAUUCCACUGUUUGUUUCGAGAGGAUUUAGAACCUGGAUGUCUUCCACCAAAUUUGAAAACACUUAAGUUUGAUCGACAAUUUUAUCAAGCAAUCAAAGCAGGAGUUCUUCCAAACACAUUGGUUAAAUUGAAUUUCAACGAGUCAUUCAAUCAACCUCUCGAACCAGGAGUAUUACCUUCAUCUUUGAAGAUUCUAAAAUUCAAAGAUUCCACUUUCCAACAAGAUAUUAAAGUUGGAACAUUUCCACCACAACUCGAAGAACUUGAAUUCUCUGGACAUUAUUUAACUAUCGAAGAUGGAGCUUUACCUCAGACUCUUAGAAUACUUGAAUAUGCACCAACAUCAUGGUUACCACAAAUCAAAACACUUCCAAAUCUCAAGACAUUAUCGAUCAGUUAUAACUCACUAGAUUCUCAAAUCGACUUGAGUUAUCUUCCAACUUCACUCACAAGAUUGGAAAUAUUCGCACCUGUCACAUUGGUCAAUUUAAAUCCAGACGAUGUAGCAUCUCUUGAUGGAUUGAAAAUCAAAGAAUUAAAACUAGAAAUGAUGGGAUACUACCAGUCUGAUACAUUGGAUAUUCCAUUUAGUAUUGAAACACUUUCUGUUCAAUACAAAUCGAGAUGUAUAUAUGACAAGGAGUUACCAAGUUCAGAAAAGAUGAUUAUUUCCAAAGAGAUAGAUUGCGUCGAUAAUCUUCAGAAACAAUAUGACAUGACAGAUGAUAAUGUAGAUAGAAUUGUUUUCAAUUUAGUUUGUAAAAAAUGGUUCAAUGAAAGACAUAGAUAUCUAUCUUUUAAUACCAAUCAUGCCAGCAUCAUUCUUAAAAACAAUAAUAAUUAUAUACAUUUAAAUUCAUAUAAAUCAAUAAUCAUUGAUCAAAUCAACAGAAAAACAAAAUGUAAAGUUGUUGUUGGUAAUGAAUUUAAGAUAAACUAUUAUGAUUAUAUAUUAUCAAUAGAUGAAUUAGUUGAUAUCGAUAGAUUAAGAACAUUAAACAUUGAUAAAGUAGUUAUUGGUUACGAAGAGAAUGACGACAACAAUGAGAAGAUUAAGAAUCUUUAUCAAAUGAUAUCCGAUUUAAAUAUAUCAAAGUUAAAGAUGGUUCAAACAUUUUCAAGAUUACCAAUGAAUAUUACAUCGUUAUCAUUCUACAAUUCGCUUAAAGAGAAGUUAAAACCUGGAUGUCUUCCACCAAAUCUGAAAACACUCAAGUUUGAUCGACAAUUUAAUCAAGCAAUCAGUGUAGGAGUUCUUCCAAACACAUUGGUUAAAUUGAAACUCAACGAGUCAUUCAAUCAACCUCUCAAACCAGGAGUAUUACCUUCAUCUUUGAAGAUUCUAAAAUUCAAAUCUUUCAAGGGGUCAUCUUUCCAACAAAAAAUUAAAGUUGGAACAUUUCCACCACAACUCGAAGAACUUGAAUUCUCUGGACAUUAUUCAACUAUCGAAGAUGGAGCUUUACCUCAGACUCUUAGAAUACUACGAUAUGCACCAACAUCAUGGUUACCACAAAUCAAAACACUUCCAAAUCUCAAGACAUUAUCAAUCAGUAGUUAUACACUAGAUUCUCAUUUUGAUCUCGGUUGUCUUCCAACUUCACUCACAAGAUUGGAAAUAUUCGCAGAUAUCAAAUUGACCAAUGUAAUGCCACCAACAAUCAGAUAUUUGGACGUGUACAAUUGUGUUUAUCGUUUCGAUCGUAUAUUCAAAGAUAGAUCGCUAUAUCAAUUUGAUUAUCUCAGGCUAAGACUAAACCAAAUAGCAUCUCUUGAUGGAUUUAAAAUCAAAGAAUUGGAACUACAUAGGAAGCCAUACAGAUCAGUUGAUAAUAUAGUAAAGAUUCCAUUUGGCAUUGAAACACUUUCACUUGAACUCACAUCGAAAUGUCUAUAUGACAAGGAGUUACCAAGUUCAGUGAAAAAGUUGAUUAUUUCCCAAGGUUUAGAUAAUCAGAAACAUAAUGACUUUUCAUGUGGAGGUUCAAUUCAACAAUUGAUCAUAACAUGUAAUGAAUCAAUAUAUUCUAAGAAAAUUUCAGCUCAUAUUACAUCAAUGAUCUUUCCUCCAAAUACUUUAAUUGAAUUCACCGAUCUUCGAAAUGAAAAGAUCUGGAUUCGAAUGAUUGACAAUCAAUAUUACCUUGUUUAUUGUCAACCCAUCAUCACAGCUAUUGUCCAUAAAUCACAACUUCACAAAUACUUGCUGUACUGCAUUAGUUUAUACCGAUAUUGA
This is a messenger RNA of Heterostelium album PN500, 2751 nucleotides long. RefSeq lists its product as uncharacterized. The transcript has 5 exons. Bases 1 to 2751 code for a protein of 916 amino acids. Lineage: Eukaryota; Evosea; Eumycetozoa; Acytosteliales; Acytosteliaceae. Gene Ontology annotation, molecular function: protein binding. The record is from RefSeq and is a predicted model, not a curated record.